GGGUCUAAAUCACAUAUUCUGAGUUGACACCAGCAGCAUCUUCAGCAGUUGCUACUGACAUACAAAUGCUUCCAAGUUAUUUUAAGAAAACUUUCAAAAAGAUACAAGAACUCCAGAACGGCGUAGAGAUCCUGCAGCGGAAGGUGGACCAGCAAAGCAAUGUGGCUGCCAGCCAUACCACUUCUGCCCCUCCAGAUACCUUCCUCUUUCCACUGCAGGAAGUUGAUCAACUUAAACGAUACUUUGGCAGAGGAGGGUACCAGACAAAGAAUGAGCCCAUACUGAAACGAUACAACGAUGUCACAAUGGCCACUUUGGACAAGUAUGCAGGGGAAUGGCUGGCCAUAUCAGAUCAUCUGAGACUCAUCAUCAACACGGUCCAUGCAGACGACGACUUUAUUUUCCAGACCACGAGCAGCCCGACCAUUCGUCACCCACACCACGUCACAGCGGACUGUGGCCACGUCCUCGACGAUAUCCUCCUUCAUCACCCGCACUGGGAGACACGAUCCUUCAGCGCCCUCCCCGUACCAGAGUUGUCACUGACGUGCCCCCCACACACCAUCAACACGUCUCGCAGGCAGGUGGGGGGAGGGGUGGUUAUUGCGCCGCCGACGGUUAGGGGGAUGGUUGUUCUUGUAUGGUUGUUGUUGUCGUGACAUUGUUGGCAUUAAAAGCGAAAUCUCAAAAAAUUGAGCGUACACACUGACAGACACAAGGAUUAAAAGCAAUGACGACUCAUCGUUGUAAUUAAAAGUUACAUACACACGUGACUAACACACUAUCACAAGACUUUCUAACGUGUUUAUUUAUCACACAGGUAGAUAGUCGCACACACACGUAGCCCCCGUAUACAAGUGACGUCAUGACACCCGCUCAUCACGACCGUUACACUACGUCACGCUCCGACAGGUUUCCAGGAUAACAAGAAAACCUCGUGUCACAUGGAGCGAACACAAGAUUACAAUUGCUUCGCUCGAUGGUGCUGUUCAUUUUCUUUCUUUCACGGGAAAUAAACUUCGGACGUAGAAAGUCAGGGGCAGUAACUCCCCAGUUUCUUAAAUUGUGAAAUUGCCUCCCCUGAAUGAACUUAGAGGUGACAGCGUUUUUCCCGCUGUCCUCUGUCAUACAUAUCAAGACAUGAAAAGGUCCAUGUAGAGAAAGUAUCAAUAUGUUUGGCUUCUUUUCAUUGUACGGAAUAGGAGAAUAAAAAUCAAGAAAAAAAUCAUAAACACACAAAUAUCCUCCAUAAACAAACAUACACACACACACACAAGUACUUCAUGCAUCGGAGCGUCGCAUGUUUGGAUCAUGUGUAUGUAUUUGUGCCUGCGCGUGUGUGUGUGUUACACAGAGUUUUAAUAAAAUUGUUCUAGGUUUUCAGUGUGUUUGUGCGUGUGUGUGUUAUUUUAGUCAUUCAGUGUAUCAUCACUCAGUGGUUUGGAGAAGAGGAUGCAAUACAUACAGUAUCUGAGUGAAUUCUUGUCACGCUGCCAGUGCACGUGGUGGUGGAGUGUCGGUGCUAAUGUCUGUUGACACCUGGCUAGCUGCCUGACCUCAAAGACUUGUUGACACAGACAAAUCAUGCAUCUGUGUGGUAUGUGAGUGAAUUCUUGUCACGCUGCCAAUGCAC
Pomacea canaliculata is the source of this 1633-nucleotide messenger RNA. RefSeq lists its product as uncharacterized. The record is from RefSeq and is a predicted model, not a curated record. Bases 66 to 659 code for a protein of 197 amino acids. Lineage: Eukaryota; Metazoa; Mollusca; Gastropoda; Architaenioglossa; Ampullariidae. The transcript is spliced from 4 exons.